Purpureocillium takamizusanense is the source of this 2060-nucleotide messenger RNA. RefSeq lists its product as uncharacterized. The transcript has 5 exons. The record is from RefSeq and is a predicted model, not a curated record. The coding region runs from base 1 to 1995 and encodes 664 amino acids. Gene Ontology annotation, cellular component: nucleus. Lineage: Eukaryota; Fungi; Ascomycota; Sordariomycetes; Hypocreales; Ophiocordycipitaceae.
AUGGAGGAUGGUGGACCUUCUGACCCCGUCUCGCGCCUCCCGCAACUUUUCACUAACCCGCCUCACCAGGAGCGAAGGAUCGACAACUUGGAGAUCCAAAUGAGCCGGCUAAUUGAGCAGCUUCUACCGGCCAGUGCAUCAAUGGCUCGCCAAGAAGCGCCUCCCGGCCAGACCUCGACACCGGCCUCGUUCCUUUUCACGAGCGGAUCAUGGCCCGCGGUCAGCGCUGGCUCCAGACAGGACAGCUUCCAGGGUAGUGUGGACGAUGAGCAAUCGCAUCCGGUCUGCUCUUCUGCCGCCACUGACUCUUUUGAUCUAAGCGAGGCAACCCUACGGGCGGCCGGUCAGGCAUAUCUUACUUGGUGCCACAGCCAACCAAUUGUUCUUUUCCGAGCAGAUAACUUCUUGGAUACAAUCGCGUCAAGAGAUCGUCACCUCUUACUAGCAUUGCAGGCCCUGAGCCUACGCUUCCCCCCAGGAAACCUCACAUCAGAGAUUCAAGAGCGGCUGACCACCAUGGCGAACAUAUCACGCGGCCUAGCCAUGAACUCAGUGAUACACAGUCAAGUCGAGCUUUCGACUCUGCAGACUUUUUGUCUGCUGAGUUUGGUGGACUUUGCAGAGGGCAAUCCUUCUCUAGCUGAGAUCGACGUCGGCAUCGCAGCUGGUCUCGCUAACAGCAUUCCGCCUAAUUACGCCCUUGGAGAUCCGCAAGAAUGCAGUGACUGCAUAGCCAGCAUUUCAAUGCUCCAGCAUCUUCAAGGAUGCGUCUCCAAGAACAUGAGGCUCUCCAACGCACUGGCGACGUCUCACAACCUUUCCGUGCGAUCAGGGCUCACUAGCUACAAUUGGACCGCGCAGGGGUCUGCGGGGGCCUCAAAUGCCCUUCCAACGACCCUACUUGACAAAGGAAUUCUAAAGUACACGUAUCAAUUGAGUGAGGUGUGGCACAUGGCCAGGAUGUACGCUGCUUCUGUCGUUGGACCUGAUGCACCACCACCUUGGAACUCGCAAUCUGAUUACUCGUGCGUAAUGCAGCGCCACCUCGAGGUCGAUAGCACAAUCCCCCUGAGGUACCGUUUCUACCGAAACAGAUUUGGAGAAAAACGACCCGAGUCUUUACAGGAGCGGCGCCACUAUUGGGGCCCCUACUUCUUCAUGCAGAUCAUCUAUGCAACCAUCCCAUGCCUUCUCAACCACCCAUUUCUCCUGUCCAUGCGCCUUCGCAAUUUCCGUCACACCAUGCCACAAUCUUUCAUCCACCAGUCAUACGAGCUUAUCACUCGUCAUGCUGGAUGGAUUAUGUAUUUCAUUGAUACCAUGGAUAAGAAAGCAGUGCAAUUAUCUGAUCCUACGCUGGCGCAUUGCAUCGCCAUCACCGCCACCAUUCAUCUACAACAUAGUUUCGUUCAGGAACAAGCCCUCUGCGACAGGUCUCAAGCAGGAUUUGAUAAAUGCACGAACUUCCUACGGAACAUGGGGACUAUGUGGCCAAGCGCCGCGGUCAUGGCGGAAAACCUGCUGGUAUUGCAGGAAAGCGUGGUUCUGGCUCCAACACAAGAAGGAUUGAGCUGCGACGAUGGUACCAGUGAACCACUAUGCUUGUCGAUAGACUCAAAACUGCUCUGGAACAUGUUGAUAUACGAAAAAGCGGGACGCGAUUUCUCCCGCCUGGAUCAGUCCAUCUUUGGUUCCUCGCUCACACAAAUUCCGGCCACGCCAAGAGAGAAUGAACACGACAGAGUCGAUGCCGCUUACGACCUGGUCGGCUAUGCUGGAAUCUCAGGGCACAAGACGGUGCCCAGAGAAUCGCCCGCAUACGCUCCUGAAGACAAUAUCACCCCGCCAGACACUCAAAGCGUUGCUCAUGGACCUGAAAUAAUGCCCACGGGUCCAUCUUCUCUAAUAGGUAUGGGUAGUGACAGUACUUACGAGCCUCCAUUCUUCCAGGCCAAUGACUUUGGUCGGGCCAUUGAUGAGUGGAUGGGUCUGUAGUUAUUGCGGACAUGAAGCAGGGGUCUUGUUCAACAUGUGACGACAGUCAAAUAUUUCGCACGGGU